This is a messenger RNA of Porites lobata, 19664 nucleotides long. NCBI's taxonomy places the organism in Eukaryota, Metazoa, Cnidaria, Anthozoa, Scleractinia, Poritidae. The record is from the annotation of a GenBank genome assembly.
AAUAUUCCUAACUGCAGGCAAAUAGAGUCGUCAUGUGGUGAAUGUAUACAAAAUAUUGAUCCUCCAUGUUCUUGGUGUGAAGAUACUGUGAGUACUCUUUGUUUUUUUAGUUAGUUUGUGGAUUUCAUUCUUGAUGUGGGGUAGUUUUUUAAUUCCUAUAAUUUGUUUGUAGCAGUUGUUCCUUUUCCUUUGUAGAUGAUUUAGUUUUCUGAUAAAAGAAAGCUGCUUUUCUUUUUUAGUUAGAGCCAGUAAUUAACUACUGAAGUAUUUUGGCAAUGAGCUCUUUAACUGUCAAUGAAAUUGUUGAAAUUAUUGAAGGGUUUUACAACAUGGAAGGCUUUAACCCAUUCGCUCCUGGAGAUUUUGCCGAAAAACGCGUUUUGAAGCUAGUCGAGUGGUUUUCUGGUCACUGUCGUGCUAUAAAGAGCUAAAACUUACCACAAACCGGUUUACAGGUCGUACACUUUGCGGCCUUCUGAUCCAGAUGCAAAAUUUCAGCUUGCGAAGUUCAGGCAUGCGCAGAAAGCAAAAUUUCGAGAUAGUUUUUGGGUUUAAAAGUGACACAGCAGUCUUGACUUUUACUUUUUGGUUUGCUCUCCUCCCUUCUUUUUUCGCUUUUCUUGCCUCAUUUUUUUUUCUCUUGCUGGGCAUUUAGUAGGCUUCAUUUUGGUGGGAAGAGUUUUUAGGAAAGCUUUUAGGAUCUUAGGAUUAGGUGAAAGGAAAGGUAGAUGGGUAAUGGAACAAGAUUUUCAUGGAGAUUUUCAGGUCCUUGUCACGUGGUUUUUUGCUUCUUUCUCCGGUGUCCUUGACUGAAUUGUGCUCAUUCUGGUAUGGUUUGAAAGAUCUCUUCACUCUGCACAAGUUAGCGAGGAAAGUUGUCCUUGACCGUUAAAACUGAUGACGUCACAAAGGGUAGAAAGGACCUGGAUCCGCAUGGGCGGUUACGGGCGGUUCAGGGGCGAAUGGGUUAAUCAAAAAACCUAAAAAUGGCCUUUUACCAACUUUUUCACCUGAUUUUUCAUGAAAUAGACAGAUUUGGUUGUUUUAUGCUGAAAAGUGGAUUUUUUUCAAAAAGCUUGGUACUUUGCUUAAAGGGAAUUUCCUUUGGUUCAAAAAUAAUAACAGCUUUUGACCUUUGUGGCGGCGUUUUGUUUACAUAGGAGUAUGUUUGGUUAGAGCAACCAAGAGACAGAUGUGAUACACUUGCCAACCACACCAAAAAUGGAUGCAAGAAUAUAGCAAAUCCUAAAUCCAAAUUGGUUACAAAUGAAGUAAGUUAAUAAUUCUGUAAGUAUACUAUAAUAAGAUAAUUAUUUGUUAGCCUUAUAAGUUUGGGCUGCAAAUCUCUUUCUUAAUGUGCAAACUCUUGUGAGAAUACAGUAAUGUUCAAAACUAAGUUGACAGUCUGUUGUGAGUCUGGAUAAUUUUUUCUCGACUCUCGUUUCCUGUGCAAACCAAGUAGUUAUUGAGAAUCAAGUCUCAGGAGACAGAAAACAGCACAUAUUCACCUACUGUAUGUCUGAUUUCUCAAUAAUUUCACAACACAACAUACAGUGUAGUUUACAUGUAUACCUUAAUUUCUCUGAUAUUCUACUUCCAAAAAAUAAAAUUAAUCUACAGUGCAGCUCAGAAAUAAGCAUUCAAAAAUUUGUGCACAAAAUGCAUGUGAGCAAUUUGCGUAUACGCGUCUGCGGCUGAUCAGUGUGCGUCCAUUUUAGAUGCGUCUGAUUAGUACAUGUAUGUUGUAUGAGCUAGCAUAUUGUCUACUUACUGUUCUUAUUUUGUUGUUAGUUUUGUCAGACUUUAUUGUAAGUGAAUGGAUCUUAAACAAUAAAAUUAGAUUUGGGCACCUGAGCAGCUGUAUAAAAGUAAACAUACAUUUAUCUAACUAUAUCAUGACUUGAACAUUUAAGCAAGUCCUCAUCAUCAGGACAAAAUGUUUUCAUUCACAACUGUUAGUAGUUGAAGCAUCUUCUUCUUUAAAACUGAAAUGUUUCAAUUUUAAGAAAAGGUUCUCAGUUCUACAAUGAACUCUCAUUUCAGAAAGUAAACCUAUUUCUCUACCUAGUCCGAUUGCAAGAAAUGUCGAUGACAUAAAUUUAUAAAGCACAGUUAGUGUCAGUCAUUUGGCUACAGUGGAGUUAGCUAAGAACCUUGGCUGCAUCACUUUGUACUUAUAAACAUUCACAGAACAUAUUUCCCAAGGAGUCAAUGGAGCCAGCACUUUUUAUUAGGAAGAUGUUUAAACUUACCCAUCAUCGACACCCAACAUUUUGUGUCUUUGGCAAAACAUGAAUGUAUCAAUCGAUCAGUCAAUCAUUUAAGCUAAAACUCGUUCAAAAUACGAACAUGUAUAAAUAAAAUCUGUAAUAAUUAUUACAACUACCGCAUUUAUUCAAAUAAGUGAAAUAGCGCCCACCUCAAAUAAGCGCCCAUCCUAAAGGCAGAAAAAGUUAAUAAGGGCCUAGCCUCGAAUAAGCACCCACCCCACCCCACCCCACCUCCCGAUCCCACUCAAACUCAAUAAAGCACCCACCCCCACCCCACCCACUUUCCCCCCCCCAACCCCCCAAAAUUGAAUGAGUUCUAAUAAGAGACUUCCCCGAAGACAGAGUUUUCUUCAGAGUAUUUUACAGAACCCUUGCUUUGUUAAAUCUUUGCGUUUUGUUUUUACCAUUUAUUGUUUUGUUGCAAAAUAAACGUACUACACUUGCUGAAAAUGUUGAAAAUUUAAUAAGCUCCCAGCCUUGAAUAAGCAUCCACCUCGAAUAAGCGCCCACUCUCAAAGUCCAAAAAAGUAGUAAGCGCCCAGGGGGGUUAAUCGAAUAAGUACGGUAUAUUUUAAUAUUAUUCUACUUUAAAAACAACUUGAUAAAUAUUUGAAAACUUAGUAAUAAAAACAUAAAAUAUAAAAAGCUAAAACCUACUGAAAAGCCAUAUACUAAAAACAAAACAGGAAAACUAAGAAUGUACAUGUAUAAACAAGAUUGGAUGUGCAGAAUGUCUGACGCCUCAAUGAACAUCUCUCAUUGAGGUAUGAAGUGUAGCUUAAACAAACAAAUCUUCCAUGCUCCUAUAAACAUUUGAUUUGCAUUGAUCAAUCAUUCAUUUGUGUUGGUUUCUAUAUGAAAGAAAAACAAAAUUAUAAUAAGCUAGGUGGAAAUGAUGCAAUCAUUGCAAACUUUUGCAUGCUGUUUGCUUUGCCCUAUGUAAUCUGAUUCUCGUUGAUUAGCAGAUGAUUAAUAGAUUGAACCAAGACAAGCGUAGGCAAGCAUAGGCUUACGAUCAACUAACUUCUUAGUACCUUUGCAUUACAUGUAGUACCUGCAGAAUAUGCAAAUUCUCUCUCGUUUGGGUGCCAUGAGAUUUGACUAUGAUGUAUGAUGUCAGCUGCACUGUAUCUUGUUGUUCACUUCUAGGAUAGACAACUUGAUUCAGAUGUGAAGGUGAAACCACAGAAUGUUACUCUGUCACUUAGACCAGGUGAGUGAUAAUUAUUAAUUGCCACAUAAUAAUUAUGGAGCGAUCAUCAUUCUUUUUUCUCGUCAGAAGGGAGACUAGUGUAUGUUACAGAUCAAAAUUAAAUUCAAGUUAAACUUUUUAAACCAAAAUUAAUUCUCAAUUUCCCCUGUCUUCUAGACCUGACUAUUCAUGAAUGAUUACGGCUAGGACAUAAAAUCAGUGAACCUAGGUUAGAAAAUUUUAUUCUGAAUUUAAUUUUUUCCUGCAUAAAAGGCUACAUUAUAUGUGUUAUUGACCAAGAGUGAGGUGCAGGUUGCUUGGAAUUAAUUGACCAGUUUCCUUUUUUUGCCUUUUAUUGACUGGCAGAGGUUUUAUAGUCUGUACAUGUAUUUGCUUGACUGUGAUGAAUAUUACACUUUAUUUCAUGGUUCCACAGGUCAACCAGCCACAGUUAAGGUUGUCGUUAAGAUGCCAGAAAAUUAUCCAGUAGAUUUGUAUUAUUUGAUGGACUUAUCAGGUUCCAUGGUAGAGGACCUUAAGAAGUUUCCUGCCCUUGGAGAGAGUAUAGGUUUGCAACAAUAAAUUGCAUUUUAUGUGUACAGUAGUUCUCAUUUGCCACCAACAUACCUGCAGUAUGAUCACUGGUUAAUAUUAAAUGGCUAAGGUACUGCUUUGAUCUGAGAAUACAUGUAGAAUUUCGAAAUCACCAGAUGAGCUAUCCUAUUUUUUGCUGCAGCAUGCCUCCAAUUGAAGUGAGUUAACUUCAGAGGCAUACUGGCAGUAAAUAUCUGUGGUGGUUUUUGCUCCGACCAGCGCAUAAUUAUUUCAUUCUCAUAUGCUGGAACAGUAUCACAGGCAGUAACAGUACUAGUGGCUCUUUCACAGGUUCAGUGUAGAGUAGGUUGAUUGGCUGCAUACAUUGUACAUGUACAUUGUAUAUAAAACAUAAUACAAUUAACGACUGUAGUUCAUCUUCAACAAUAUAGAUCUGGUAACACAUCUAUUUCAAAACACACUAGGCUCUGCUCAAAGGAAAUUAUACUGCUCACAGGAUGUCUUCGUGAUUCCUCCACAAAUCACAUGCUAAAACAUAAACCUAAAUAAGUCAUUAAGGAAAAGAUCAAAGCUCUGCCAACUACAUUUGUUUCGUACAGUCAUGUAAAAGACAUUGUUUUGAUAAAUUAUGCUCUGGUGUCAUACUAUAUAUACUGGUACAAUGUAUGUUCUUAAUUUUGUUGUUGUUGUUGUUGUUUGUUUUUCUUUUAUUUACUUUAUUUGACAGCAAAAGAAAUGAAAAACAUCACAUCCAAUUUUCGUCUUGGUUUUGGGGGAUUUGUGGACAAGCCAAGAGCUCCAUAUAUUGACACUCAACCUCAAAGGUAAGUACUGUUUUAUCAGCUCAAUUUUGUUGUGUAUACUUUUCUUUUCAUGACCCAGCCACUAUAAGCGUUACGUAGCAGUUGCUUUAGGGACUUUGAGAUCCAACGACGCGACAACAACGAGAACGUCGCUUAAGAAGUGAAUUUGCGUUCUUUCAGUCUUUAUAGUGAUUAUUCCUACCUACUUACUUUGUCAAAUGUAGGCAAACCCUCCUGAAGCUGAAUUUCAAGUAACAUAUCCAAGCUCAGAAAAUGAAAUAAAAUUUCGUCGUUUCUUGUUUACGUCCUCCAUAAAACGCGAAAUAAGGCAUUUCCACGACGUGGUCGCGCAAAAAUGGGAAAGAAAUAUACAAAAAAGUGUGAUGCACGUGCGAAAUUGUUGUUUUGCUUAUUAAACCUAUUGUUUUUUUGACGUUCUCGUUGCCGCCAGCGUCGUUGGAUCUUAUAGUCCAUAAUAUGGACACUGAGGGGCCAUUUAAAGGAGCUGUGUCACGAAAUUCAGCCAAAUCAGGAAAUUACAAAAUGCGCGUUCAAUUAACAGAAACAUAAAAGUAACCGCUUAAAACUUUAAAGGAAGGUUAAAAUAACAUAACAGAAACAACAGAUGCCACGGAUGGGCAAAACAGGAGAAGAUUGGAACGGAUUGAAAUUAGGGUUUUUGAAAACUGUUCAGCCUAACAGUUUUUCAAAGUUGAUCCCUGCUGCUUGCAGCUUCAAAAAUAAUGAUCAGGAGACAUAUUUGUUUGUCUCGGAUCUCUGAUUUUGUCAUUUACAUGUAAUUUCUUUGCUUACUUUAAGUUCCAUAGCGAUUGAAGGCGAGUAAUUGGCAAAAUUAAACAAAAUGCACUGAACUGCCGUGACACAGCCCCUUUAAAGUGUCCGUAUGGGCAGGGUGUCCGUAAUUAAGCGCUAUGAAUAUUCCAGUUUCGAAUUCGUCGCUGCUGCUGAACAGAAGCACUGAAGACUCAUUUAAACAGGGUUAGCCUUGACGUACAGUAAAUAACAAGACUAGCUUACUAGUAAUAACCAAAGGUUACGGAGUGCGGGCGACAACGAUCGAAGGUAAAAACGCUUUUGCUCAAUCACUGUGCAUUGCAUAAGUUUCACGUGAGAGUUAGUCAAAACAUGCGUGAUCAAAUAACGAGUGAUAGAAAGUCCAUCGUGCGUGAUCAAACUGCGUUCUCUGCAUUCCAUUCAUCCUUAAUGGAAGUCCAAACGAAUGCUGGCUACAUACAUGUGACGCAUGCGUAAUAACAACCUGGAGAUUAGGAUUGCGCGCUCCUCUUGUCGCCCGCAAUUAUAUUCACAAAUUUCAGUCAGAGGAAGACCUGUGUACAACAGUGUCUCUUGUUUUAAAUUUAAAUUCAGGCAUCUUCUCACCGUUAGAAUAUAAAUAUUUUACUUUAGGUCGAGGUUUAAUAGCCCUGAACAAAUAAGUCUUCGGCACAUUUAUUCAGCGGUCACAAAAAAUUCGAAACGAGACUAUUAAGAAAAAAUGUAAGGGCUUUCAUUCCCCUAUAGGGAAAAAGUACGUGUAAACUGCUAAUGAUAAUGAGGGGUCCGUAAAGCAGGGUUUAACUGUAGGCAUGUCCAAGUUGCCGUGCUCUCUUUAUUAGCGAGUACUUACAGUUAAAUAACUUUGCUUUUUAUUAUUUUUUAUUUUUUUUUUAUUAUUUUUUUUAAUCAAGAGCACAAGAUUGUUAAUUUGUUGCCCUUGUUAUCAAGGGAGGGCCACAAGUUUACCAGUUCUGAACUGUAAUCUAAUGUGUCACCCUCGGUAAAUAAUGUCAUUCAUUCAUUCAUUCAUUCAUUCAUUCAAAGAGAUUCAUCUUGUGUUGUCAUUUUCCCAAUUCUGAACACGACCACCUUCUAUUAUGAAGCACUGAUAAAGAACGAGGAAUUUAAUGCUGAUUUUUCUUUGGGCCUAAGAGGGGUAAGACUAAUCUGCGGAACUGCAGACGGCAGAACCGGCGGAACCUAAGAAAAUGACGGUUUUUAUUACAACUGCCUUUGGCUAACGUGAUAAAGAAAUAUGUUACAAGUAAUUUUUACAAUAACUGAGCUAUUUCGAGCGAUUUCUCGCCCGCUGAUUGGUCUAGAGCUAUUGUACAGAGUACAGACCAUAGAAAGCUGUUAUCGAUUUGUUAAGUAACACUGAUCGAGAGGUCUGGUUCCGAAAGAGAAAAGCCCUCUAAUCAGUGACUUCCGGCUUGUUACUAGUCUGCUACGCAGCCGUUUUUAGUGUCGUCACGCAACGCUCCUCCCCACUAACGGAGCGUUGCGUGACGACUCUAAAAACGGCUGUGUAGCAGACUAGCUUGUUAGUAGUCGUCGGAAGGCAACGAGAGGCGUAGAUUUCAACACAGUAGGAUGAGAGAAGGAUGAGGUUAUUGGCGCCUGCUGUCACUUCCUUAAUACCCAUGACCGCUCUACAUCCAGCACACACACUAAAACUCUUUGCGACCUCAUCAAAUUCAUUCUCACUAUAAACUUAUUAGUCCAUCUCUUACCUAAAUACCUUUAAUUGCACUAUUAAAUUUACGUCCAUCUAUUCAAAUAUUUCCCCUUUCUCAACGUCGAGGUGUCUCUCAAUUAUGGUAUCGAUCAUGGAAGCUGUUCUUUAUACUAAACCUACUCUAACAGCUAGACGAACAACUGUACCUUUUACGCUCUUCAUGUCACCGGCCGUUACACCCUAGCUCUGUACUAAACGCGAGCUUUAAUUUUUCAUUCAGCGUUGCCCUGGGAAAACGACGUAUGUGCUCCUCCAACAAGACUUUCAAUCUGCGUUGUAACGAACUACCCCACAGACUUGGAUAUAAUCUCGGUCUCCUCAACCAGGAGAUACCUCGUGUACUCCGGAUUUUACGUGACGGGGAUAAUCGAAGGAUUCACUACCACAUUAACAUUCUCUCAUCCUCCCAACUUUGCGCUACUGUGUUUUAAUAUAUUCCUCUCGUUCCCUUCCCACGUACUAACAAGUCGAAAGUCCGCGAUUCGUGGACUUCCCGUUCGGAACCAGAGCUCUCGAUUAAUGUUAUGGUGUUAUAUACUGUUCACAGUCUCCUUUUUUUUUUUUUGCAAGAGCGGCGAGAACGAGCGCUAAAGGCGGCCACCUUGACCGAGUUUAGCUUGAACUACUUAAAGGGCAGGAGCCGUGCUGGAACCCCCGGGCUCGCCCUCUCAGUACAUUUACAAAAUGAGCUCUCGCGCGAUGUCGACAAUCUUACAGAACACUAGGGAACUGUGAACGGUCUAUUAGUGCUUUUAUUAAUUGUAACAUUUUAUUUCAUCACGUUAGCCAAAGGCAGUUGUAAUAAAAACAGUCAUUUCUGUAGGUUCCGUGGUUCCGCCGUCUGCAGUUCCACAGAUAAGUCUUACCCGGGCUUAAAGAGGGCUGAUACCACCACGUCAGCAAUAUUAAUAUGAUAUAUUUCAAUAGCAAACUCUAUAAAUACUCAAUUUUUAACAAUAUAUAUUAUUGGACGAGGUUGAGGAAAAUAUCGUGAUCUGGGGGACAUUGACAAAUCACGAUAUUUUGUGAUAACCAUAGUUCAAUAAUUGUUUUAUCAUUCGAUCACCAAGUUUGAUAUUUAAUGAAUGUCCUGAAAGAAGCGAAGCAAUCUGCCAUUUUUACAGAAAAGAGCGAUCGCAAGAAGGAGAAAAGCGUGGUUUUGUGGAGAAUACUUUUUUCAGCCAAACACAGUUGAACGGCAUUGCGCAUGAGCAGACCAUUAUUUGCAUGUCACGUGGUGGGCUCUCGACCAAUGAAAAGAAAGAAAAUUUGCCUUGAAUGAAUAAAAAUGUUGUUUGUUACAAAUGCACUGGUAUAUUGUUUUUUAUAAAUUUUGACUUACAGUUUAGUCUCUGUGCCAGCAUUUGGUUUUCAUAACCAGCUAGGUCUGACUGAAGACUUCCGUGAUUUUCAAGUAAGUAUGUUCACACAGUGUACAUGUACAAAUUGUGUAGUGUAAUAUUCAGUUGACUGUGGAUAAGUAAUUAAAAAGGCAAGGCCUUGUUCUAGGCGUCCCUGGUAGGGCCUGAUGCCCUAUUUCUGACCUCGGUCACUGUGGAUUUCAGAGGUAAUCAGAUCACUGGGCUCCGUUCAAGUUUUCUUAGAGCCUGACUUGAUAGCAACCAUCAGUAGUCAGUAGGGGCAAUAGCGUGAGAUUUUGAAGGUGUACGCACGGAAAGAAAAGUUGGAGUGCAGAAGGCGCUCUAAACAAGAGGGAUCUAGUGGCAUACUCCCCCAGCAAAGUUUUACAUUUACGGUCUUAGAAAUGCCAUUUUCUGCCUUUUUGGCAUUACAUUUUCAGUCAAUAAAUACGGAGAAGAAUGCAUCAGUUGUUUCAUUUUAUCUCUCUAGUUAUGUUAUAAUAAAAAGAUAUAGGAAGUACUAACGCAAAAACACCAAAAUAAUGCGAAACAUUUAUCACUCAUCCCUAUGAAAUGAAAAAAAAUGUUUUUAGGAAAAUAGAAAAAAAAAAUUUCCAGAUUUUAGCAGCACAUGCGUGCUUAUGUGCGUGUAUGGACGCUACACUCCUGUUUGAUGGGUAGCAUAUUUUGAAAAAUGUCCUUUUUUUCUCCUAUGACCUACUUUCUAUUAGUGGUAUUGUAAUGUACCUUGUAGUAUGUCUGGCAACCAACAUACAAUUUUAGACUGCCAAAUGGUAACUUCGAAAACAAUUUAGCUUGAAGCACUUUCAACUAGAUUUACUCACAUUGUUAUAAUACUGAUUAUUAAUAUUAUAGAGAACAGUCGAGCGAGUGAAUAUUUCAGGAAAUGUGGAUAACCCUGAGGGAACAAUGGAUGCUCUUAUGCAGAUCGCAGUGUGUCCCAAAGUAGGUAACCAUAAUUAUUUAUUCGGUUAAAGUGCCUAUCACCCGUAUUCAGUUAUAUUAAAUUUCGAACAUUUAUGUAGUUUAAAGAAUUUUUGCGAAGAAAUAAAAGUUAUUUUGCGUUUCAACACACUUCUAUCGAAGGACGAAAUCGGCAAUUUGAGGCUAAUUUCCUGCCAUAUUUAUUCAAAAAGGAGUGAUUGAGAGACUGGGCACUAAAUGCUUGUGACGUCAACCCGGUAUCUUGUAGCCAAUCGGUUAUCGCCGAGAUAACGGGUUGACGUCACAGGCUACUCGGCCCAGUCUCCCAUAAGGCGCGUUUGUUACUUCGUGAACCGGGAUCUUGAUCGCUUGUUAAAAAUCGAGAUUGAGCCCAAGUCCCAUUCUACUGCUUGUUUUUGCAUGUUAUAUGUUUCUACUUCUUAAAAAGAAAGACAUUGGCUAUGGGUUAUAGCACUUUAAACGCCGCCUUCGAUUAAACGCCGGUGAUGGAAGCAAAAUUACCAAUUAUCGCCACCCUCGAAUAAACGCCGUUCCUGAUCAAAAAAAUGCGGCGUAUUUUCGAGGAUAAUGAGAAAAAGUCGAUACAACUUGGUAAUCCACACCAUCCAGACAAUUUUGAUUCUAUCUCAGUAAAAUAAGAGAGAUUCUGGAACCUUUAAAGUACAUAGUAUUUAAAAACGAUUUACAGUAACUAUUGUCAGUGAUUUAAGAAAAGUGAUUUUGAAACAAACGCCGGCCUUGAAUAAACGCCGCAUCGAAAACGUUGAAAAUUUAAUAAACGCUGCGGCGUUUAAUCGAAUAAAUACGGUAUCGGCAAUAAAACUUUCCAGCAAAGGUGCAUAAUUAUUAUUUUACAAUAUUAAACUUGCAACAAACUGUAGGAGUUGCCUGUUUUAUUUUGGCGAUGACAUGUGACAUGGUUACACCAUAAGGAUUUUGUUCACAGUCUGAAACGAACGAUGAAUGUUGGAGACUUUAUUUGAAUGGUUACAUGUACGUCGUAUGAUUUUAUUUUAUAUCCACUGAUGGACCCAAUAUUUUAUAACUUUCCUAUGCAAUAAAAUAGGACCUAUUUAGAGUACUGUUGAAACCUGUUAACUCGAAACUCUUAAGGGAAAGAAAAGCUUUUCGAGUUAGGGGGUGUUUAAGUACUAUCAAGGUUAAUUGAGUAUUCAAUUUUCCAAGUGAAUAAUUGAUUGUUUGCCAAUUUUUCAGCACUUCUGAGUGCAGUGCCAAUUAAACUUAUCUCAUCAGCGACUGUAACGUGAUUAAGCAUUCUUAUUCUGAUGAUCUGAUAUGUUCUUUGCACUAAUUAACAUGAAAUUGCUGUAGUGUAAGCUUAAGUAUAUUUGCCGAGUACACGACAAGGAUAGCGAAUUGGAUGGCAUCUGUGGUGUGUUGCAAGAGCCAGAAUUCAAGUUGUCAGGGUAAAUUUAAAUCAAGGUGUUGGAGAUUUAGUUCAAUUUAGCAGGGAGUUUGAGUCAUCGGAGUACAAGUUAGCGGGUUUCUACUGUAGCAUUUGGUCAGUCCUCUGAUUUUUGACUCCAUGUUUUGAUUUUGGCAGGAAAUAGGAUGGACCGACAAGCAGUCAGCUCGAAGACUAGUUAUUGUUAUAACGGACGCUGGUUAUCAUGUUGCUGGUGACGGUUUGGUAUGUUAUUGUUAAAGUUUAAAGUUAUUGUUAUACAUUGUAGUUUGGCCGUUUGCAGGGUAGACUACGAGUAGUCCCCCAUUUGUCCUCAGGGAUAGCAGAGCGAGCGAAACGCCAGCGCGCGUGAAAAUCAUCCCACGCGAGUUCACGCGCGCUCGCGUUUCGCUCGCUCUACUAGUAAAAGACAAAGGGCAAAGACGGUACCUUUUUUAGACCCUAUUGGCCCGGUCCCGGGAAUCGAACCCACAACGUGCUGCCCUGCAGUCAAGCGCUCUACCGACUGAGCUAAUCCUGCUGUGAUUAUGAGAAAAAAAAAUCUUCUUGGUUACGAUAAAGAAUUUUUAAUUCAGUAUCAAUAAUUUUUGAUUCAUUAUCAUUCAUUAAUAAUUGCUUUAUUUUUGUUGUUGUUGUUGUUGUGUGCAGCUCGGUGGAGUGGUAAAACCAAAUGAUGGACACUGUUACACAGCAAAUGGGCGAUAUACAGCAUCAACAAUUAUGGUAAGGCAGUCAAACUCUCUUUGCAGUCGGUUCUUUUUGGUACGUCGACGUCAGAAUCCUCACUUUGAAAUUAACAAUGGACAAGAUGCAAUGCAAAAAAAUUUUUUAAUCAAGCAAGAAACAGAUUAUUUCCUAGUAUUUUGGAGCAACUGUCGUACAGGGCGUCAUUUAAACAGGGGUGUUUACUAAAGAAGAGCGUCUAAUACAACCUUAAAAGCAUAGGGGAACGUGUAUUGGACAAGACGAGUGUAUUUGAGAGAGGGCGUCUAUUAAAUCACUAAACAGUAACGUGACAGUUGCUAGUGGAUUUACUAAAGACAUCAUAUAAUUUGUUUUCUAAACAGGACUAUCCAUCUCCUGGAUUUCUCAAGAAAAUUCUGAUAGAUGAACAAGUGUCGCCAAUCUUUGCUAUCAACCAAAACAAGUCAGAAGUCUUCAAGCAAUUUGAGGUGAAUUUCAUUAUUGCCUCCUCGCCCUUGUUCCUCGGCAGUUUCAGGAUAUCAAGGGAUUUUUCAUAUAACAGUUGUCAUCUUGCUAUGUCACCGUGGCAGGAUGCAUAAGAGAGCUUUAGGUUCGAGGGCGAUGAAGACUACGAGUAGUCGAGUACGAGAUUUCCUAAAUGCUAAGUAGUGCACGCGUCAACCAACGUCAUUUCCGCGGAAAAACGUGUUUGCUGUCGUCAUUCUACAACGGAUUUUAGCGAGAAUGUCGUAGUGGCGGGAACAAGUUAUCAAAUGUAAAAAGUUUUAUCAUUUUGCCAUCGGGAGAGGGCUGAACCUCCUUCAGUAUAAAUAACCGUACUAACCUUCCCGGAGUGUCUUUUUUUUUAAGAACACGUGCAAAAACCUUAAGUUAAAUCUCGAAACUCCUAGUACUCGUUCGCGUCCUCAAAUCUAAAGCUCUUUAGUAACUCAGUCGGUAGAGCGCCUGACUGCAGAGCAAGAGGUCUCGGGUUCGAUUCCUGGGGCCGGGCCAAUACGCUGGGUCUAGCCUGCCCACAAGCUCCCCUUCCUUUUUGUCGCCCGCCGCCAGAGCGCCCCGGAAAGCUUGCUCGCAGGCUACUCAGGGUCUUGAAACAACUGAGAAAUGAAGGUGCUGCCUUUGCUCUGCAAACAGCUAGACCUUUGCGUGUCUCGGAUGACAGCAUCAAAUGGCGGUCCCGUCCCUAGUAGAAGACUCAAAAAUAGUGUCUUCAAUGCUUUUUUUCUUGUUUGUUUUUAUUUUGUUUAGUUUUUGUUUUUGAGACAAUAGUUCAGUCAUUUUGCCUUCGCAUAACGUGGGAAAAACCUCCUCUGUUUCCCCAGCUCUACACUUCCACUGUCCCCGGGAAGCUACUAGGGACCUUGAGAUCCGACGACGGCGACGGCAACUGGAACGCCACAAAAGCAAUAGGUUUUAUUAGCAAAACAACAAUUUUGCACGUGCAUCACGCUUUUUUUUUUUCACGAUGCACAGCGGAAGUACACAAGCGACGACGAGAUUUCCUCUCUCUUUCUGAACUUGGAUAUGCCUGUGGUUCUUAGGAAUUCAACUUUAGGAGGGUUCACCUACAUUUGACGAAGUUAGUGACUUGGAGUAAUCGCGAUGAAGAUUGAAAGAACGCGAAUUCACUUUUUCAGCGACGUUUUCACUGCCGUCGCCGUCCUCGGAUCUUAAGGUCCCUACUCUACAAAGUUUUAUACGGGGAGGCUCCGGUCCAAGGUCCAACCCCUUACCCAUUUGCUUCCCAUACAAUUCAAAAAUGGUGCCCUUUUAAGAUACUUACCAACUGUAAGUCUUUUUGUCAAUGUAAGUAGCGUUUAAUUAAACUGAUGUAGCCAUAAGGUGUGUCAGUUUGAAAUAUUUUAGUUAAACACCCUUUUAAACAGCUAAAUGGCAAAUUUUCCUAUCCUUUGGUAUACUAGACUGCGAGCAGUCUCUUAUUUUUCUUUGCAAAGUUACUGCACGCGAAACCUAACCACGCGAGCGGCAAAGCCGCGAGCCGCGAGAAACGAGGGCGUGUCUCAAUUCCUUAUUGUAAUAAUAACGUCGUGGUUUGCAGUCGCGCUGGAUGAGAUAAGAAGUAGACGGAUUUUAAGAGAAAAGGCGGACUGCAAGGAGUCUAUUGGUAUACUAUCUCGCGAAAUCCCUACCCUUUUAUACACAUGAAGCCUGAAAAAAGCACCCCUUUGGAGUGGAACCUCACAUGGAGUUUCCGCUCGGGGAUGGGGGAGGGGUGGGGGGCACCGAACGGUAUAUCCCUUUUUUCUGUCGAUAUCAAUACGAUUUCCAAAGUUGCACGCCAUCUGGUUAUGAAGAAUAAGAACUGGAAUUUACUCCAAUUAGAAAUAGGGAAAUAUUUUCAAAGAACAAUAACAAUAUUUAUAUAUAACUGUGAAAGGUUUGAACCAAGGAGUCACUUCAUUAUUACGUUCACCCGGACGAUCAUACUCAGCCUACUUGGGAAUAUUUACAUAUUAAUUGUUUAUUUAGGAAUUAGUUCAUUUUUUUGGCGAUGAGUCUGGAGCCGUGGCAGCCUUGUUAAAGGAAGAUUCUUCUAACAUUGUUCAGCUCAUAAGACAAGCUUAUGAGGUGAGUUUGUGUUAAUCUGCUUUGUUUUCGUGAUUCUUUUUUUAAGUCAGCGAAAUUUAAGCCCCUUGAUUCUCAGUGGUCCUUGAGCCUGAGUUAGUAAUCGCCGAUAAAAAGUUGCAUAUUUUUAUUUGCGCAUUGAAGUAAAAACCCACGUAUAAGAGCCUAAAAAUUCAGAACCCAUUUAUAGGUAGUGUUACCGGUAGUAAAGGUCUAUAGUUAUUUCCCAUAGUUAUAUUUCGGUAAGCUGCAAAACAGGUGCUUUAAGAGCCAAGCAAGGUGAACGUGACAUUUUGCGCGAAGCGCGAGACUAGCGCGAAUCCUCCCCUCGUCUCGUGCUUCACGCAAAAUGCCGCAUUCGCCUCGCUUGGUUCAUAAAGCGCUUGCUAUGCUGACUUUAUUUCGGAGAAUAAUCAAUCUGGAACCCUCCCUCCAAUCCUGCACACUCCCCCCUCCCUCACGAUAGUUGCUCCCCUCCUCCCUUACGAUAGUUGGCGUAUUUGUUGCCUUCUACAGGUAGCUUGAGCAUUAGCACUGCAUCACGAAGGGGGAAUAGGGGAAAAUAAAGUUUGAAGUAGAUGGUGUUCGAAAAGUUUGGAAAGCGGUGAGGACAAAGUGUCCAGACGGGUUUUACGCCGACUGUAACCAGCGCUCAAUACUUUGAUCGUGUAACUAAUUUCUUUUAAAGGCCUUCCGCUGCUAUGAAGUAAAUAAGAAUGUUUUAAAAUUUCCUUACAGAAAAUUGCGCAAACACAAACUAUCCGUGACACAGCACCCGAAGGAGUCAAAGUUAACUACACGGCAUAUUGUCCGUAAGUGUGCUGUCCUUAAAACUUUAUUUCUCGUUAUCGUUAUAAAGCGUUGGUUUUCGUAAUGAACCUUACUUCUACCCGUGUUAAUGACCAAGUCGGAAAUCUAAAAAAAUAAUAAUAGAAAUAUCUUCUUUUGACUCUUUCAAUCCCAGAAGUUACCAAAGUCAAAAUUCAACAAAAUUUGUUAAUUUUAUUUUGUAAAAUGCCGAAAAACAAAAGUACUGCCAAAAAGGAUUUAUUUGAAUGGUCACACCAAACGUUUUGGUCAACAAACUCAAAAGUUAGAACCAGCGUUGUUAGGGUGAGUUAGCAACAGAACGGGAACGUCAGUUGACGACAGCACGCGCAAAUCAAAUAACUGGCUUGACCAAUGGCAGAGCGGCAAAUUGAGCACCGGAAGUCGUGUUUAGUCCUUUCCGCGCGCUUUCCCGUCUCUGGGAGUGCCGGACGGUGUUAAAAAACUGAAAACAAUUUUUCUGCAGUAUAUUUACCUCGAGCAGUUUCAUUCUGUAGCUGUUAUUUUCUGGGGCCUCCCUAAUCACUUUUCGGGCCAAAAGGUAUUUAAAUAGGCCAUUUCCCGAGUACGAAAAACGCUUUCUUUCAAAACGAGGCUAAGUGCAAAACCUUGUGAAAAUGAGUUUUACAGCGAUUUUUGUAUGACCUUGAAAAAUGGUUUCGGUAAGUGUUCGUUAUUUGUAUUAUCAGCUUUCCCGCCAAAGAAAACCCAAAUAUGGAGAGGGCAUUGUUCGAUUGGCCAAUGGUGUUGCAGUAUGACGUCAAAGUGAAGUAUCGAUUGAUUUCUAGAAAGUUCUUCGGGCGUGAAGUUUUUUCAACCGAGCGUUUGCGUAACCAACCAAAAGCCACGCGCUUUCGUUUCCGUUCGACAAGCCAAUCAAAUCGCUCUAUUUCCGUUCGUUUGUUCUUUCUGUUUUGUUCGCGCUUGUUCAUUUCAAGGUCACACAAAAAUCGCCCUAUUUGCAUAAGAAUAAACAACCAUUUUCAUCUCCAGGGCUCGAAAACAUCUUGAAUUCUGUCUUGUGCUUUGGACAAGCAACUCUCAUAUUUUACUUUUCCGGGCCACUUCUUACUCGUCUUAGUUACGUAUACUGCUUUUGUUAGAGGAUGACUUGCCUGGAACCUUGCCCAAUGGGCAAGUAAGCGGUAAAAGUUACUCAGUGCCCAUGAAGAAAAUCUGCUUGUCCCUAGCUUUCGAGCAAGCUCUCCAUUUGGGGGCUGUCGUGAAAAGUAGAUGUGCGAGAGGCACGCGACAGGAGACGCGAACGCUCGCUCGCGCGUUCUCGCGCGGCUCGCGAAGGAGAUCGAGCUUGCUCACAGAGUAACUUGUCCCGGACUACCAGACGGGACUUAAGCCUCGGACUUAGCCUCGCUUUGAAACAGAGGCUUGGGGUAACUCGGAGUAGCCUAUUGGGCUAUGUCCUAGCUUGUUCCUUAAUUGUGCAAAUUUUUUUUUGUCAUCAUUAGUAUGUUUGAUUUAGUUCCUAAUUGAUGUCUUUUGUUCUAAGAAAUGAAAAACUAGUAGGAUCAAGGACUUGUACGGGUGUUCAGAUAGGACAAGAAGUGAGUUUUUUAAAUAUAUUUUUAGUUCUCUUAAUCACCUUUGACGUUAACUCAAGGGCUUGAGGAGAAUGGGCAUAAGUUACAAUUUUUAUUUUUGGUCGAAAUCUAAAUCACGUUAUUAGUCUACUUCUCACAUAGUUUGGUUGUAACAUAGAAAACUCAGUUCAAUAGUAGUUUUAAAAACAAAAGCUACAAUCUUCAAGAAUUAUUGUUGCAACAAGUGAACUAACAUAAGCAAAGCAUAACGUAUUUCUUGAAUUGAAGAGUUGACGAAACAGAAAGAUCAAUGGCACAUUCCCUCUUUUACUUGCUGGCAUUUCGUGGGUUUAAGAACAGAAGAAUUUAAGCAGUCAUUUAAUUUCAGGUGUCAUUUGAGGUUUCGGUGACUGUGGAAGACUGUAACCUCAAAGAGAAAAGGUAUUCAUUGUCUUAAAACAUUCAGUAAACCUAAUUUGAUUUAUUAUUAUUGUAGAUGAUAAGGGAAGCCGGCUAAGAUAUGAAAGGGACAGUAGGAUGGUUUUAUAUGUUACCCUAACUAAAAAGAUAAAACAGAUAAUUAUGAGCUAACUAAACUAAAGUAUAUAAAACUAGGAUAAGAACAUUUCAAAAAGUGUGUACAAUGAAUAAAUAGAGAAUCGCAAAAAAUGCAAAUGAUUAAUACAGGUAUCGGGGGGCGAUUAUUCCUUUUUUUUUUCCACCAAAAGGGGGCGAUUAUUCUAGGGAGGGGUCUCUCGAAAGUACCGGUAACUGUUCAGACCCGAAAUGCGGGUCCAUUUUGUUUUGAUAACUGAUGGUUAUAUAAUGUUGUCUGCAAAACUGUUGAAACCCCUCUCUUGAAUGUAAAAUAGCUUUUUAGGCCUGUUAAUUAUCGGGACUUUCGAGGAAGGGGCCCCUGGUCGGUGUAAUCUGCGAAGGUGUUAGUUGAUGUGUAACUUCUGAUUGAAAUGCUCUCUUUCUUAAACAGCUUUUCUUUGGUGACGCCGUUUGGCAAUGUGGAUAUAAACCUGGAUUUUGUUUGUAGCUGCCAGUGCGAAAAAGAGGAGGAAAAAGUAUGUACACAUUACAAAUUAAGUAUGUUGAGUAUGGUCGUCCCGGUGAAGGUAGGCCGUAGUCCUGAAUAGGACUGUUGUUGUUGACAGUGACUGAUGUUUCGACAACCUGUGCGGUAGUCAUCUUCAGAGACGAAGUGAGUUGUAUUACGUCGGUUGAUGGUAUUAAACUCUGGUUAUUGACCUGAUUGGUCAAUUAAGUUGCGAUGUUAUUGGUCCUCUGUCAGUUAACAGUACGAGUCUUCACAGCCGAUAACAUCACGACUUAAUUGACCAAUAAGGUUAGUAACCUACCAUCUACUCACGUGAUACAACUCACUUUGACUCUAAUGAUGACUACCGCACAGGUUGUUGAAACGUCAGUCACUGUCAACAACAACAGUCCUAUUCAGGACUACGUUCGCCCGGACGAUCAAACUCAACCUACUUUUGAAAUGACUGCUGAGUUCAAACCUUUCUCACACAUUAAAAAUUAUUGAAUUUUACAUCUUGUAAAUGGUAAGUACAGAUGUACCCCUGGUCAUUAGCAGCCUGAGAAUAUAACACAAAUCCCUGGUAUUCUUUGACGGUUUGAAAGUGAAUUCCUUGACCUUUCCAGGCCUUGACCGCGGCAACCUCACAAAAAUUCAAUUUCCGGUUUUUCACUGGAAAAACCGGAAAUUCCCGUUGGAAAGUCAAAUGGUUCACGUCAUUCCAUCUGGGAAGCUUCAGAAAGUAUGGGCUGUGAUUUGAGACGAUGCAAUUUUUCUGCUAUUUACAGUCUGCUCAGCUGAUUUCGAUAUAGCCUGAAUUUCAUCCGAUUACUUCGAGUCGUUAUUACUCGCUCAGUAACGUCUGAAUCUGCCGGCCGUUAAUGCCGUCCAGUGACGUCACUUCUCCUUUGCUUUAAUUCAUGCAAAAAGUUAAACACGAUUUUUAAGUGGCAAACCGAGAAAUAUCGUUUGGAAAUGUCAGCGUGAUAUAGAAUGGCUUUACUUUUUUCGAUCUUAAUUCAGGUUUAACGUUCUCACUAUCAACUGCAUGCGGUAUUGUGAACCGGUUGUAAUUCCAUAAUCAAACUCGGUGAACAUCACGCAAUGAAAUAGGUACACACACGGAACACUUAGUUAACACCCAGGCUAAUUUAGAUAUACUUUGUAGCGGGUCUUUCUCUCACCACGCCAAAUUCUAUAGUUUUAUGUUUAUGCACAAGAUUUCCUCCCGAAUGGUGUGUGUAGGCAUCCCCCAGGAUUCCUGAAGAAAAGUAUUAGAAGAUGUAUAUGUUCAGAAAAUUAUUCUGUACUGGAAUUAUUUUGGCACUACUCUUGAAAACGUGAUUAGAUAAAAAUGUAAGGAGGUAAAUCAAUGGCAUUCAAAGGAAGCUGUAAAUAGCCAAGCUUAAAAUUCACCAUCUCUCAUUCUAUCGUCACACAGUACGAUCUCGACAUUGCUGAUCCUAGCAGUAUGCAGGACGCGUGUCAAAUAUGAACCUAGUAUAUGGCCUCGCUCUCCAUGAGUUCGCCGUAACUCAGAGGACGGAGCGCCCGCCCGGUGUCUGGGGGGUCAUAGGUUCGAAUCCAGUCGGGGACUCAGAUUUUUUCUUUCUCCCACGCUAGUGACAUUCUGAUUAUUUCAUUUCCACAAUAGAAAUCUGGUUCGUCAGUGGACAAAAGUCAUUGUUUAGAGGUCGGAAAAUAGUCGGCGAAAGUCAGACUGAUUUUCUCCCUGUUUUGUUUAUCUCUCAAGACGUAUGUGUUUUAUUUUGUUUUAGGAGAAGUCCAGUCCACAUUGUAGUGGAAAUGGAACAUUAACCUGUGGACAGUGUAUUUGUAACAAAGGAUGGUAA